Xylaria bambusicola is the source of this 1443-nucleotide messenger RNA. RefSeq names its product WD40 repeat-like protein. Lineage: Eukaryota; Fungi; Ascomycota; Sordariomycetes; Xylariales; Xylariaceae. Gene Ontology annotation, cellular component: Cdc73/Paf1 complex. The record is from RefSeq and is a predicted model, not a curated record. The transcript has 4 exons. Gene Ontology annotation, molecular function: protein binding. The coding region runs from base 212 to 1189 and encodes 325 amino acids.
CACCGAUGUAACCAGUGUCCCCAGCUUUCUGUGUGAGACGGAGGGAGAGAGACAACCUGGAAGUUUCACAACUGUAACCCGAGGUAGUGGUUGUGCUGGCAGUGACGUUGAAAGCCGCAACCCCACCAAAGCUCUCACACUCACCCUCCCACUUCAGCAUCUCGGUGUCUCCACAACCAUCCUCCAUGAAUACACAGAGGGAUCGGUAACCAUGUCGAAACAAUACCUUACCACACACACUGUGGAUAAUGCCCACAUAACCGACAUCUUUUCGCUCGCCGCAACUCCCACUGCCAUCCUCUCCGCAAGCGGCUCAUCGACAAUAUACGUACACGCAACGAACCAGGACUCCUUUUCACUCAUCCAAUCCCUCUCCGGUGCGCACAAGCUUGGCUGCCAUCACCUCGCAGUCUCACGUAACGGCAAGAUCGCGGCAUCUGUCGGCUUUGCUGGUGACGUCAAGAUAUGGAAGGUUUCGGAGUCGGGAUCUGGCGAAUGGGAGUCCUUUGGCGAUAUCGACGCAGCCAAGGCCUCGGAAAGGGGUAAAGGCGGCGCUGGGGAGCUCUGGGGAAUUGCGCUGAGUGAAGAUGGCCAGUACCUGGCUUCGACGACCUACGACGGACGCAUCAAUGUAUGGGACCUUCUCGGUGACCGCGGAGCGACGCUCCGCGAGUACGAGACAGGCAGUGCAGGCUCGGGAAGCUUUGGGUUGUGUGUUGAUCUAAGUAGGGAUGGAAAGUACACGGCUAGUGGUCAUCAGAGCGGCGCAGUCUAUGUGUUUAACAAUGAUACGGGGCGCCUACAAUAUUCUCUACCUGGACUUGUCAAGCCUGUCCGCGCUGUCGCGUUCUCUCCCGCUGGCACGCGAUUAGCUGCCGCUGGAGAUUCAGGCAUUAUCGCUAUCUACGAUACAAAGCAUGGCGAGCAUGUAGGAAAUUUGACCGGGCAUACCGCAUGGAUCACUUCCCUUGACUGGAAUGACACGGGCGAGUAUCUCCUCAGUGGCUCUUUCGACGGCAAAGCAAAGGUGUGGUCAAUUGAGAGAUCUGCGUGUGUGGCGACCCACAGCGAAACAGACAAGGCGCUCUGGGCAGUACGGUGGCUGCCUAAAACAGUUCGUAAUGAGAUGUUUUGUACUGCGGGUGCCAAUCGAAGCUUAACGUUUUACCGAGAAGCCACUGGUGCUUGAGCGGCUAGCAACGAAAUGCGACGAGAAAAAUGACAAUGAUGGUGCUAAGUUAGCCUUUCAGAAACUGCGUGGUGCAUCAUGGCGUUAACGAGAAAGGACACGGGAAAAUGGUUUUACGGGUAGAUUAGGGUUGAGAUUACUGAUCGUAAACCAGCAGGCUCUAGAGGUUUGCUAUAACGUCACAGCACGUCGAAUGCUUGUGAUCGAUGAUAAAGAAACAAAAACAAGAAAUAAACACAAACUAGUUACAAUUA